CGUAAGCUGACGAAGAUGGUGGAAGUUUGUUCUUGUGAGAAGUGAAACCCGGACAGAAAGCCAAACAUUCUUCCGACAGACCGGUUGGGAACUCGCUACAGCAGUCACGUUUAGUUUCCGGAGCUCUCGCUUUUGAUUUGGGCCUUAAUCCCAGCCCUAUGUCAUGGCCAGUGGAGUCACCAAGUCGGGCACUUGCAAUGGUUACCCUAUGAAGGCACAGCUCCAAAUCACUGUGCUGUCAGCAAAAUUGAAAGAGAACAAGAAGAACUGGUUUGGUCCCAGUCCUUAUGUGGAAGUGACGGUCGACGGCCAGUCCAAGAAAACGGAGAAAUGCAACAACACCCACAGUCCUAAAUGGAAGCAGCCCCUCACUGUGAUUGUGACUCCAUUCAGCAAACUGGUGUUUCGCGUGUGGAGCCACCAGACCCUGAAGUCAGACGUGUUGCUCGGCUUAGCCAUGCUCGACAUCAGUGACACGCUCAAGUCUAACGACAUGAAAAUUUCUCAAGUGGUGCAGACCUUACAGCUGUGUACAGACAGGGACCAGUCAGAUGUGGUUGGAGACCUGUCUGUCUGCCUGGAUGGAAUGAAUGUUGACCCCGAGAUGUUUGCCACGGCCGAGGCCAACCACCAAAAUGCAACGAAUGGGGAAUCACAGCCUGAUGGAGAUCAUCUCAUCAGACGGAGUAGAGACAACUCUCCUGCAGUGGACGGUGUUGAGCAACGGUCUUCUCCUAGUAGCCGCAAGUCAAUGAACGGCACAGGGUCACCCUCUGUGUCAUCGGGGAGUUCACGACCCAUCCGGCCACCCAGACCUUCCAGACCUCCUCCACCAACCCCCCGCAGACCCACAUCUUCACCAGCACCUUCCAGCAACGGUUCUGUGCAAGCUGAUGGAAGCAACAGUCACUCAGGUUCGGACACACCGGUGCGAAACCUGGCCUCCAGAGCCUCACCAGCACCUGAAUCCAGCCCUGCAUCAGGCCCAGACAGGAACUCCAUGUUAGCUUCCAACUCUGGAACUCCAGCAACCAGGCAGCCAACCAGCAGCGUUAAUCCUACCAUUGCCCCCAGAGUCCCUGCUGUUAACACUGGGCCAUUACCUCCAGGGUGGGAGCAGAGAGUAGACCAGAAUGGCAGGCUGUACUUUGUUGAUCACGUGGAGAAGAGAACAACAUGGGAACGCCCUGAACCGUUGCCCCCUGGGUGGGAGCGUCGCAUUGACCCGAUGGGAAGGAUCUACUUUGUUGACCACAUCACACGAAGCACCACGUGGCAGCGUCCCACGGUGGAGACAGUGCGUAACUAUGAGCAGUGGCAGCACCAGCAAAGCCAGCUGCAAGGCGCCAUGCAGCAGUUCAACCAGAGGUUCAUAUUUGGGCUACAAGACCAGGUCUCAGCAACACAGAAUAAAGAGUUUGAUCCUCUGGGACCACUGCCGCAUGGAUGGGAGAAAAGAACAGACACCAAUGGCAGAGUUUAUUUUGUGCAUCACCCAACACGGUCCACACAGUGGGAGGACCCACGGACACAGGGGUUGUUGAAUGAGAAGCCACUUCCAGAGGGCUGGGAGAUGAGGUUUACAGUGGACGGUAUUCCCUACUUUGUAGACCACAACAGGAGAACUACGACCUAUAUCGACCCUCGCACUGGAAAAUCGUCACUUGAAAAUGGACCUCAAAUCACUUAUGUUCGAGACUUCAAAGCCAAAGUACAGUACUUCAGAUUUUGGUGCCAGCAACUAUCAAUGCCUCAACACAUCAAGAUCACUGUAUCCAGGAAAACCUUGUUUGAGGACUCUUUCCAGCAGAUAAUGAGCUUCAAUGCUCAGGACCUGCGUAGGAGACUAUGGAUCAUCUUUCCUGGAGAGGAAGGUCUGGACUAUGGAGGAGUUGCCAGGGAGUGGUUUUUCUUGUUGUCCCAUGAGGUUUUAAACCCCAUGUACUGCCUGUUUGAAUACGCUGGAAAAGAUAACUACUGUCUCCAGAUCAAUCCCGCCUCUGACAUCAACCCCGACCACCUCAAGUACUUCAAGUUCAUCGGACGCUUUAUUGCCAUGGCUCUUUUCCACGGCAAAUUCAUCGACACAGGCUUUUCGCUGCCGUUUUACAAGAGAAUUCUUAACAAGCCGUGGGCACUCAAAGACCUUGAAUCAAUAGAUCCUGAAUUCUACAACUCGCUCAUCUGGAUCAAGGAUAACAACAUUGAGGAGUGUGAACUGGAGAUGUUCUUCUCAGUGGACAAAGACAUCCUAGGGGAAAUCACCACCCACGAGCUGAAACCCGGAGGAGGAGACAUCCAAGUUACUGAGGAGAACAAGGAGGAGUACAUCAGGCUGGUAGCAGAAUGGAGGCUGUCCAGAGGAGUGGAAGAACAAACGCAGGCUUUCUUCGAAGGUUUCAACGAGGUUCUCCCCCAGCAGUACCUGCAGUACUUUGAUGCCAAAGAGCUGGAAGUGAUGCUUUGCGGCAUGCAGGAGAUUGAUCUUGCAGACUGGCAAAGAAACACCAUCUACAGACACUACACUCGCAGCAGCAAGCAGAUUGUUUGGUUCUGGCAGUUCAUAAAAGAGAUGGACAAUGAGAAGAGGAUGAGGCUUCUGCAGUUUGUCACCGGGACCUGUCGCCUGCCUGUAGGAGGCUUCUCUGACCUCAUGGGAAGUAAUGGUGCCCAGAAGUUCUGCAUUGAGAAGGUUGGAAAAGAAAACUGGCUCCCCAGAAGUCAUACGUGCUUCAACAGACUCGACUUGCCGCCCUACAAGAGCUACGAGCAGCUGAAGGAGAAGCUGAUGUUUGCCAUUGAGGAGACGGAAGGCUUGGACAGGAGUGACUGAAGCAUUUCGAAACGCCGCGAGCCUCUUCACAGCCGGAGGACGCGUUCGGUGCCUCUCCUCGUGCAUGCCUACACCCAAGCGGGACCUUUGGAGGGGGCGUGUCUGCGAGACUUCUGCCUGCACGUUUCUGCGAAGGAGAUUUUGGGUUGGAAUCUUAAGACACACUGCUCACAGUGAGGAGAACAGGAACUUUUUGUUUUUGUUUUUUUUAAUACCAAAACAGAAGCUUCUCCCAUCUGUGAGAAUGCGCUCCAGUAGUACGCAUGAAAACUCACCUACCGCCUCAGAGUAACCAGACGGUGUGUGUUCCAGCUCCACACCGUCUGUUCCAAAGUUUUUCUUUUGUGAUCGUCAACAUCAAAUAGACAGCAUGAGAAAAAGCUGCAGAUUUUCACUCUUAUUCUGUUUGAUUAUUUUUAUGAUUAAUCCUUUAAUAUAUAUACAAAAAAAAAAAUCAGAUAUGUUUAAAAAAAAUCACAAACUCUCAGAACCAUGUCUUCAUUGUCCUUUUUUUUUCCCUUGUCACCAGGCAACAGUUAAAAAUCCAAAGAUUUUCAGUUGGGGCUUGAAAACUUUAAAAUAUUAGCUGUUCACACUAUUUGACAUUUUCACACCCACAUGGCAUCGACUCCAAAAUCACUUGAAAGUCACUCAAUAUUUGGUGUAGAAGAGUUUGCAAAAAAUAAAUACAAUAAAGCAGAUUUAAAAUGUUCUACUGUGGUUUUAUAUUAGAAUACGGUUUUAGCAGUUUGUCUUCAACAUCCACCAGCUUGAAAAUGCUUCAUUGCUAAUCAUAUAAAAAAGGUGCACAUUCUUACAUUUGAGAAGCUUGAGGACGUCAAUACAGUUUUCGUUAUGAAAUAACAUAAUUACUUGAUUGGUUUUCCAUUUAUUGAUUGACUGAUCAUUUAAGCUUCAGUGGCACAUUUCCUUUUACAUGCACUCGUUUGAAGGUUCUGGGUCAAAUUGGUGCACUAAAGUUAACACAUACACAUGCGCGCACAUACAAAAUUUGGGUCAAUGCACACUUGGAACUUUCUCAUCCUAAAAAUGACAGUAGAUAAUGUUGGGGAAGCUCACUUGUUCAUAUAAGCAGAGGGAUAAAUGGCUUUUUUCUUUUCUUCUUUUUGAUCUGUGAGUAACUUAAUGACAGUCAAAGGUCACUUAUGUAAGUUGACCCUAGUUUUAUAGGGCUCGAGUUUGCACACCUGACUGGAUGUCUAGUUUGAGCAUUCUGGGAGAUGGGUAGAAUUUCUUAUCGGCGUCAGAUUAUUUUGUUUUAUUUUUUUAAGUUUGUGGAGUGAAAAGCUGUAAUUCUCUAAUAGUUAAUGUAGGAAUGAUUUUUGAAGAGAUCAAUCAGCAAUGAAGUAUUUUGUAAUGGAGUUCAGUGUUAAAUACUCGCUGAUUUUUAACUCUGCUCGUAAAUCACAGCAUCGAGCGGAACCAAAAACAUUUUUUUUUUACCCUCCAGUUGGAGUAAAAUCUCCAGUGAUGUUUGCACAAAUGACCCGUCGCUCUGACUUUAUAGCAACAUGAGUGAAGUCAGAGCUGGUUGUUUGUUCAGUAUUUUAAAUUCAUAUCUGUUUUUAAAUGGUAAAACUAUGAUGUCAUAUUUUGAUCUUCCUUUUUCUCAGUUAAAGGAGCGUUUCACUGCGGUGGAAACUUGCAGCGCUUCUGCUCUAAAACACACUUCCAGCCUGCAGAGUGAGACGUGUUCAAGCUGCACAUUCAUUGUGUUAAUAAUUCUGGAUUUCUACUACAGAUGCUUUGCAGUUAUUAAUUAGAUGCAUGGAAAAGAAACUUGAAAGUUGUGUUUCAGAGAAAAUGGAGUGUGCAGAAAUGCUAACUUCUAACACUGACUUGCUUUGCAGAUUUUACACAUUUAAACUCUAAUGGUAAGAAAAACAAAAAAAAAUCAUUUGCAGUGUUUGGAGCUUUCUUGUGAACUAAUAUGAUUAUCUGGAAAUGACACGUAUUAACACUGGUUUCCUGACUCGGCUGCAGAAUAAAUUAAGUUUGGCCGCUGAUGCUUUAAAACAGUGGUGUUAAAGCUGUGGAAGCUCAUUUCUGUUAAAUAAUUUGUUUGAAGCUGUUGUCAAUUUUUUUGCCCACAUAAAAUCAGUUAUGAAAUAAAUUCCACUGACUGUAUAAUUACAAUACAAAGUCCAAAUUAAUUUAAAUCUGACCUAUAGGAAUUAAAAGAAAUCAACUAACAAAUUCAGAGUUUUGACUUUUAAAUUCCAAAUUGGAGUUGAACUAAAUAUUUUUAUCUGUAUAAAGAUAUAAUUUGGAUUUUCAUAAUUAGUUUCUGUAGUUGGAAUUUUAUUUUUUUUCUUUCUUUGUGAAAUGGGCCUCCACGAGUUCCACCUUCAGCCAUCGAGUACAGUUUUAGAUGACUUGAUCUGAAUCAUUUGCUUUUUGGUUGUUUGUGGUUUCCUUCAGUCUUAUUUGUUUCUUUUGUGCUUUUCCUCACUGCGUGUGGUUACGCGACUCAGACUUGAGCUGAUGAUACUUGAUGUGCGUUUUGUUAAUUCUUACUCCAGACAUGGUAAAGGGAGAGUGGGCGGGGUUUCCUGGGUUUCUGCUGAGCCACGCCCCUUGCAGUGACUACUGAUAAAACCCGAGUGCAAAUGCAACUAAUGUAUAAUGAUGACAAAUUGUGGGUGAUUGCUGCCCAUGGUGCAGUGUUUUCAUUUUAAACAUGGUUCUUUCUGGAUCACAUAUUAAGAAUUGCAGGGACACCGUAAUGAUUAAAUAUGUAUCAUACAUCUGUACCCUCUCCUCUGUUAAACCACUGUCGUGUACAUGAAAAUGAGCUGUAAAUGUGUCAAUAACAUAUUUUCUUUUGUACCAGAAAGGUUUUAAUAAGAGGUUUAUGUAACACUAUAUUUUCUUUUUCCUGUUUAAUUCCUGAUGUACAUGAGAUGUAAUAUAGAAAUGUCACAUUAAUAAAUUAAAGCAGAAGGUUU
Molecule: messenger RNA, 5802 nt
Organism: Thalassophryne amazonica
Lineage: Eukaryota; Metazoa; Chordata; Actinopteri; Batrachoidiformes; Batrachoididae
Gene: itchb
Product: itchy E3 ubiquitin protein ligase b
Exons: 25
Coding region: 164-2833 (889 amino acids)
Biological process (GO): protein K63-linked ubiquitination; protein K29-linked ubiquitination; ubiquitin-dependent protein catabolic process
Molecular function (GO): protein binding; ubiquitin protein ligase activity
Source: RefSeq, a predicted model, not a curated record